CAAUCAUAUUUUUCCCAGAUGAGGUGCUGCUCGGCGGGGCUGCUAGCUUUGGGAGUCGCUUUUAGGGUUUGACACAGCUGCUUCUGGCGCUGAUGAACGUUUCCGUUUUAAAGAUGAGGCUUUGAUUUAGCGGAUGUUCCAGGAUGGUCUUUAGGAAAAGACUAAAAUGGUGCGUUUGUAGCGGGAGGAUUCAAACAGCCGGCUCGGCGAUAGUUAGCAGAGGAGCUAAUGCUAGGCCUUCCGUUUCCGGUAGUCAGGAACAUUUGAUCAUUUUAUUAAAGCACUUUGUCGCUGUGUAGUUUCCGGAUUGUGAUCGUUUCUUGCUUCGUGGCGACGACAUGAGGAAAGUUAACUCCUAUCAGAGGUUCAUGAACACACGAGCCUCCUCUAACUGCCGCUACCAGCCCACCUGCUACGAACACGCCGCCAACUUCUACACUCAUGCUCUCCUCGUCGUGCCGGCCUUCGUGGGCAUGACGCUGCUGCACCGUCUCUCCGACAACAGCUGGGAGAGGAUCACCGCCUGGGUGUACGGCGUGGGUCUGUGCGGCCUGUUCCUGGUUUCCACCGUGUUUCAUAUCGUCACCUGGAAGAAGAGCCACAUGAGGUCGGUGGAACAAUGCUUCCACAUGUGCGACAGAGUGGUCAUCUACUUCUUCAUCGCCGCCUCCUACACACCGUGGCUGAACCUGCGGGAGCUGGAUCCUCUGGCUGCACACAUGCGCUGGUUCGUGUGGCUCAUGGCCGCUGCCGGAACCAUUUACGUCUUCAUCUAUCAUGAACGGUAUAAACUCGUCGAGCUGGCCUUCUAUCUGACCAUGGGCUUCUUUCCUGCGUCCGUUGUGACGUCCAUGAACAACACGGACGGUCUUCACGAGCUGGCGUGCGGCGGCCUCAUCUACUGCCUCGGCGUCGUCUUCUUCAAGAGCGACGGCGUCAUCCCUUUCGCCCACGCCAUCUGGCACGUGUUUGUGGCGCUGGCGGCCGCCGUGCACUACUACGCCAUCUGGAAGUACCUCUACAAGGCUCCCAGCGCCGAGGCCCUCCUCAACUCACUGUGACCCCCCGCAGCGCUCUGAAGACGCACAAACGAGACUCCCGGCUGCAAGUCGAGCAAAUGUUUACAAGAACACGGACCUUCAGCUGUUUACCGUUUUCUAAUCAGCCGGAGGACGAUCAGCGUCUGAUGAACUCGACGUGUUUUUUAAAGCUCAAGUCAUGAGCCGAGACGAGAGAGAGCGCUUAAACGUAUUUUGAAACCGUGGCACAUUUCUGAGAGUUUACAAGACUUUUUAUCGACAUGAACGAAGUCCCGCUCCGCUUCGAGGGUGGGUGCGUGCAGAGGCGGGGCUAAAAUUCACCUGUUAAAACCAAAAGGUGUCAAACACGGGAAACUGCACACGAACUGUGCCAAAGUGAAGAAACUUAAAACAAACGUUUGAUUAAAAUCAGU
This is a messenger RNA of Nematolebias whitei (Rio pearlfish), 1453 nucleotides long. RefSeq names its product monocyte to macrophage differentiation-associated (gene mmd). Gene Ontology annotation, molecular function: pore-forming activity. Gene Ontology annotation, cellular component: membrane. The transcript is spliced from 7 exons. The coding region runs from base 339 to 1061 and encodes 240 amino acids. NCBI's taxonomy places the organism in Eukaryota, Metazoa, Chordata, Actinopteri, Cyprinodontiformes, Rivulidae. The record is from RefSeq and is a predicted model, not a curated record.